AAGAUGCUGCUGGCUCGUCUGUCUCCAUAGUAACCCCGGAGCAGUGCGGAUAGAGCGGCCCGGUUACCAUAGUAACCCCGGAGCAGUGCGGAUAGAGCGGCCCGGUUACCAUAGGAACCCCGGAGCAGUGCGAUUAGAGCGGCCCGGUUACCAUAGGAACCCCGGAGCUGUGCGGAUAGAGCGGCCCAGUCUCUAUAGUAAGCGGGGACAUGGAGGCCGAGGCCGGGAUCACCGGUAUCCGCCGCCGGCUGCAGGAGGCCGGCCAGGAGCAGUUGCUGCGGUUCUGGGAGGACUUGGAGCCGGCCGGUCGGGAAGCCCUGCUCGGGGAGCUCCGGCAGCUGGAUCCCCGGGAGCUGAGAGAGCACUGCCUGUGGGCACAGCUGGCCUACAAACAGGAGAGCAGCGCCCCCCAGCGGCCGGACCACAGCAUGAGCCCCGUGCCGCCAGCCUUCCUGGGCAGCGUCAGCCGGAGCCAGCAGGGGGAGCUGUGUGCAUGGGAGGAGGAGGGCUUUCAUCAGAUUUCCCAGAACAAGGUGGCAGUGCUGCUACUAGCUGGGGGUCAGGGGACUCGCCUGGGUGUUUCUUAUCCUAAAGGAAUGUACAGUGUUGGACUUCCCAGUGGCAAAACCUUGUACCAGAUCCAGGCCGAACGAAUACUCCGAGUGCAGCAGUUGGCUAAAGAUAAAUAUUCCACCAAGUGCACAGUGCCUUGGUAUAUCAUGACAAGUGAAUUUACAUUGUACCCAACACAAAAAUUCUUUGAAGAAAACAACUUCUUUGGUUUGGAGAGAUCAGACGUGAUCAUGUUUGAACAGAGAAUGAUCCCAGCUGUUGGGUUUGAUGGAAAGGCUGUUUUGGAGCGUAAAGACAAGCUGGCCAUGGCUCCAGAUGGGAAUGGCGGCCUGUACCGAGCGUUGACUGAUAACCAGGUAUUGCAGGACAUGGAAAGAAGAGGCAUCGCAUACAUCCAUGUGUACUGCGUGGACAAUAUCCUGGUGAAGAUGGCUGAUCCAGUAUUUAUUGGGUUCUGUGUCUCCAAAGGCGCAGAUUGUGGUGCCAAGGUAGUAGAAAAAGCUUAUCCCUCUGAGCCGGUGGGGGUGGUGUGCCAAGUAGAUGGCAUCUACCAGGUGGUGGAAUAUAGUGAGAUCAGUCAAGAAACAGCAGAGAAACGCAAUCCUGACGGGAGCCUUGUAUAUAGUACUGGCAACAUCUGCAAUCACUUUUUCACUUUGGAGUUCCUCAAGACUGUAGCAACGACAUUGGAGCCACUGUUGGGCUACCACAUCGCCAUUAAAAAGGUUCCAUAUGUUUCCAAGGAAGGAAUCCAGUUGAAACCGUCGCGACCAAAUGCAAUAAAGAUGGAGAAGUUUGUUUUUGAUGUUUUCCAAUUUGCCAAGAAAUUUGUGGCAUUUGAGGUCUUGCGAGAAGAUGAAUUUUCUCCUUUGAAGAACGCAGAUAGUGCCAAUAAGGAUACCCGAACUACGGCAAGACGUGCGAUCCUCUGGCAGCAUUACCGCUGGAUACGGAAGGCUGGCGGUCGGUUAAUAGAUGUGAAUGGCUGCCAGGUAGUUGCAAAUUACGGCUUUUCUGAAACAGAGGACCCACCAGCUGUGUGUGAAAUAUCUCCUCUGGUUUCUUACUUUGGAGAGGGUUUGGGAAGCUAUGUGAAAAACAAGGCCUUCUCUUCGCCGUUUGUACUGGACCCAGAGAAGGCCAAAGAACUAUUGGUUUAAAUGAAGAUGAGGACAUCAAGGCCGAGAGAAGAUUUACAGAGUUUGCCAGUAAAUAUCUGGCAGUAUCGUAUUGUUGGAUAUACUGCACCUCCAGCGUCUCCCACCAAACAAUGUGGCUAGGAAUCAUUCUGUGUAACAUGAUUUUCACUUGAAAUAAUAUUAUUUUUUUAUUAUGA
This is a messenger RNA of Pelobates fuscus (common spadefoot toad), 1909 nucleotides long. RefSeq names its product UDP-N-acetylglucosamine pyrophosphorylase 1 like 1 (gene UAP1L1). Gene Ontology annotation, molecular function: UDP-N-acetylglucosamine diphosphorylase activity. Gene Ontology annotation, biological process: UDP-N-acetylglucosamine biosynthetic process. The coding region runs from base 210 to 1733 and encodes 507 amino acids. Lineage: Eukaryota; Metazoa; Chordata; Amphibia; Anura; Pelobatidae. The transcript is spliced from 9 exons. The record is from RefSeq and is a predicted model, not a curated record.